AUGGAGAACAUGGCUCCGUCGCCCGCUUCCGUAGGCCGUCACAGGUCCGCGGGACUGCAAAGCGGACCCAGCAAGGCUGAACCUCUCAGCCAUCUGACACCGCUGCAAGGGGGUUCGUCGUCGUUGUUGCAGGCAGGAGGAUCGUCGUCGUCGUCGUUGUCGCAGCGAGGCACGCCUAGAGCGGGGCUUGCGACGCUGACCGGCAACGUGCUCACGCCGCAGUCGCAGGCGUAUUGCGAUCGCACCAUCGCUGUCAAGACCCCGAACACUGCCACGAGGACUCGUCCCGUCCCCACGCGGUUAUCAGCCGCAAUCUCGGAUGAUUCCAACAUCCAAGUGAUCGUGAGGGUGCGACCGCCAGCAGGCCCUGAGCUGACGGGGUAUCCCGGGGCCAAGUGUGUGGCACAGGACAGCCCCCGGUCGCUGUUCCUAGUGAACCCGGACAGGGCAGGCGCAGCGGAGCAGUUCACAUUCGACCACGUGGCAGGGGAGAGCGCGGUGCAGGAGGACCUGUUCGAGCUGGCAGGGAGGCCUAUAGUCGAGAACUGCCUAGCUGGGUACAACAGCACUAUGUUCGCGUAUGGCCAGACGGGCAGCGGGAAGACGUACACAAUGUUUGGAGCUGACGUGGACAAGGCUGACGUGGACAGAUUGCGAGGGGAUAACGCUGACGUGGAGGUCGGGUCGAGGUGGGGGAUGAUCCCGCGAGUCUUCCAGCUGGUCUUCGCCCUGAUGCAACAGGAGAAGCAGCAGAGGGCGGGCGAGCGCCUCACGUUCAUCUGCACGUGCUCUUUCCUGGAAAUCUACAACGAGCACUUCUAUGACCUGCUAGACCCCAAGCGCUGCAACCUGCACAUCCGGGAGGGCCCCAAUGGCGUUUAUGUGGAGAAUCUCACCAAGCAGCCGGUCACCUGCUUUGCUCAAGUCAUGGAGCUCAUCCAGCGAGGAGCGAAGAACCGGCGGGUGGCGGGGACGAACAUGAACCGGGAGAGCAGCCGGUCUCACAGCGUCUUCACGUGCAACAUCGAGAGCACGUGGACGGUUGAGGGUAUCAGCAAUCGGCGCUUUGGUCAACUCAAUCUCGUUGACCUAGCAGGCUCUGAAAGGCAGAAGUCAUCAGGGGCCACAGGAGAGCGGCUCAAGGAGGCGAGCUCCAUCAACACCUCGCUCUCCCAGCUCGGCAAGGUGAUCAUGGUGCUGGUGGAGUCGCUGAGGGAGAACAGGCCUCGCCACGUGCCCUACCGCGACUCCUACCUCACCUUUCUUCUCCAGGACUCUCUGGGAGGCAACUCAAAGACCACCAUUAUCGCGUGCAUCAGCCCAUUCGCAGGGUCAUUCCGGGAGUCGCACAGUACGCUCAAAUUCGCACAGCGGGCGAAGCUGGUGCAUAACAAGGCAGUGGUGAAUGAGGCUGCAGAGGGCGAGAAGGACGCUCUCAAGAAGGAAAUCGCAAGGCUCAAGGACGAGCUUCAUCGACUGUACAAGCUCUGCACCUGCGAAGCCCGUUUGCUCCUCCCUGCCUCCUCCUCCUCGCCGCCCUUCUCCCUCCCUCACUCCCGCACCACCACACCCAGGACACCCCGCAACCCUGCCACCAAUGCUGCUGGUACCUCCACCAGUGCUGCUGCCUGCUCCCCACUGGCAAUAGCGUUGCAGGAGAGGGCGAACUCGCCCAGGCAUGUGCAGCUGCUGGGGGAGAUUGAGCGGCUGGAGCGGACGCUGGCGGGGUGCUUGCGCAGGGAGAGGGAGCUGGAGAGGGAAGUGGGCGUUCUGAGGGGCGAGAAUGCGAAGCUGAGGAAGCAGCUCGCUGCUGCUUCCGCUGCUGCUGCUACUGCUGCUCGUGGUGGGGGUGGGAAUCAGGUUGAUGUGAUGGGUGCUAACGGUGGUGCUGGUGAUGCUGGUGGUGCAGAGGGAGAGGGGAUGGAAGGAAGGUUGGCGACUGUGGAGGAGGGGGAGGAGGAGGAGGAGGUGGAGGAGGAGGGAAGUGGGUCGGAGGGUGUGCAGAGUGAUAUGGAGAAUCUGAAGGAUCAGUUGGCGGAGCUGCUGGUGCAGAAGGCAGCAGCAAGGGGCAGCACUCCCAUACCCCCUCCCUUUCAACCUUCCCCUCCAUUUUCUCACCACACGUAUUUCUCCUCACCAGGUGGCGGAGCUGUUGGUGCAGAAGGCAGCAGCGGGCGGGGGCCACGCGCAGGCGCGCAUAGAGGAGCUCACGCAGGAGCUGCAGGGCGCACGGGCGGAGCUGGGUCGCUGCAGGGAGCACCUAAGGCUGUGGCAGAGCUGUUGGUGCAGAAGGCAGCAGCGGGCGGGGGCCACGCGCAGGCGCACAUAGAGGAGCUCACGCAGGAGCUGCAGGGCGCACGGGCAGAGCUGGGUCGCUGCAGGGAGCACCUACGGCUGUCAGAUGCUGCUAACGAGCAGCUGGCGAGGCAAACGAAAGAGAUGGAGGCGGAGAUGCAGCUGCUGGCUGCUCAGAACCUCUCUCUGGAAGAGCAAAUCAGCUCUCUCAAGGCUCUAAACGCCAAUACCUCCUCCUCCGCGUUCCAGAGAGGCCUCACCACACAGAAGGGAGGUCUUACCUCCGCACCCACUCCCGUCCCAUCAGUCGCCCGUGCUGCUGCCCCCAGCACUCUCAUUCCCACGCCUCUGGUCACCACCACUCGGGGCGCUCAUGUCACCACUCCCAGCAGCGGCGGGUUUGGUACCGCACUGGGGGCAGGCAUCAAUAGGAAUCUCGAGGAGGCGUUUUCUGGCGCCAAGGGGUUUGAGACUCCGCUUUCAACGAGGGGCAAGGGUGCUACAGCAGGAAGAGGCGGAGGCGGAGGGGGAGGAGGAGGGGGAAGAGUGGGAGGUAUGGAAUGUGUGGUUGACUGUAGGUCUUCACUCAGGCAUGUGGGGAAGGAUCAGGACCGGUUCAGGCAGCAGAGGUUGGAUUUGGACUCGGCAAUUAAAGGGAAACUCGAGGCAGAGUGGGCUAAUAGCGCGCUCAAGGCGAAUCUGAAGCUCCAGGAGCAGGAAGCGAGGGAGCUUGUAGAGAGGAUGCAGACGGAGGAGGGGCGGAGGCACGAGGCGGAGAGGCUGGCGGAGGAAGCGGAGAGAGAGGUUCGGGAAGCGGCCGCCGCGGCUGCGGCGUUGGCUCGGGAAAAAGCUUCGGUGGAGGAGCAGCUGCGGGCGAUUCAGGAACAGGUUCGGGCGCUGCAGGGUCGAGAGGAGCGGAGCGAGGAGGAGAAGAGGGAUUUGGAAGAGGCGCUAAGGAGGGAGAGGGAUUUGGGGGAGGAGGCGGCACAAUUGGCGGAAGCAGAGUGGAAGAAGACUCAAGAGGCGACUGCUAGGAGGAUUGCUGCAGAGAGGAGCCUUCAGAGGACGAUGGAUGAGGCGAAGAAUCUGCGGGGAUUGCUGGAUGAUUCGGAGGAGACGAAGGCCAAGUAUGUGAGGUUGAAGCAUGAGCUACGGGCGGCGUUACAGAGGCUGGUGAAGGCGGCGGAACAGAAGGUGGAGGAUGAGAAGGCGUUGGAGAGGAUGAGGGAGGAAAUGGGUGCGGUGAGAGCGCAGGUGUUGAGUGCAGGGGAGAGGGCGGAGGAGGCAGAGAGGAGGGUGAGGGAGGGCGGGGUGGUGGGUGCGGGAGGUGAGGUGGGGGAAGGGGGAGUUGGGGCGGGUGUUGGGGGGGAUGAGGUGGCAGGUGGGGAGGGUGACGUGGUGGAUGCGGGGAGUGAGGUGGCAGGAGGAGAGGUGAGGGUGAGCGAGGGGGAGGAGGUAGAGAGGGAGCAGGCACAACGGCUAGUGGAUGAGCUUAUGAGGAAGGUAGAGGAAUUGGAGGAGAACGGGCGGGAGGCGGAGAGGAGGGCGGAAGAGGAUGCGGUGAGACUGGCGGAGGCAGUGAGGAAGGUGCAGGAGGCGCAGGAAGAAGCGGCUUUGGCAGGGGAGAGAGUGAGAGAGAGGCUGGAGGAAGAGGAGAGUGUGAGAGCGAGGCUGGAGGUUCUGGAGGGUCUGAUGCAGAGUGAGGAGGCAGAAGCUGUCAGGGCGAAUGCAGAGGUGAUGUUGCUGCAGGGGAUACUGGAAGAUAUGGAAGGUAUUGGUCGGUUUGGAAUGGUGAAGAUGGAAGGAGAAGGGGGGCUGGAGCAGGGGCAGUCUCGGGAAGAGCUGGAGGGGGAGUUGUUGCAGGUGCGAGAGGAGGUUGAGGGGAAAGAGGAGGAGAUUCGGAGGCAUAAGGAGGAGUUGGAGAGGAGUCGGAGGGAGUUGGAAGAGGUGACGGUGAAGCUGGGAGUGUGGGAGGACACGUGGGGGGCCUGGGAGACUCACCGGCAAGAGGUGCAAUAUCCAGGGGGAUGUUGGUAUGACAUGGGUGUGAGGUAUAACUGGGGGAGGGUGGUUCUGGAGCUGGUACAGCGAGAGCUGAGGGGGGUGAAGGAGGGGAAGGAGAGGGCGGAGGAGGAGAGGAGAGAGGCGGAUGAGGCAGUGUGGAAAGCGGAGAAGGAAGUGAGGGCUUUGGUGGAUGAGAAUGGGGUGCUGAGGGGGCGGUUGGGGUUGGAGGAAGGGGAUGUGGUUCCGGUGCCGGGGAAGGGGAGGAGAGAGAGCUUUGAGCUUGCAAUUGGGGCGCUUAGAGCGAGGAUUUGGGAUGGGAGGGUGAGGGAGAGGGAGUUGGAAGGGGAGGAAGCGAGGGUGGAGAGGGAGAGGAGGGUGGUGGAGGAGAGGAGGAGGGAGGUGGAGGAGAGGAGGAGAGAGGUGGAGGAAAAGAGGAGGCGGGAUGAGGAGGCGGGUGAGGGGGGUGUGCUGGGCGAGGAGGGUGUGCUGCAGGAAGAGAGGGAUCGGGAUGAGAUAUCAUCAGAGAUGGAGGGGAUAGGAGUGGGGAGUAUCGAGCGGGAAGAGGUGUUGGGAACGGGGGAGAUGGGGGAGAUGGGGGAGUUGGCGGAAAUGCCUGAGGUGGCGGAGAUGGGGGAGAAGGGGGAGGUCACACCGGCAGUGCAGGCAGAGGGGGAAGGGCAGCGAGCGAAGGAGGGUAGGGGGCAGACGGAGGAUGAGAGAAGGAUGGAGGAGGAGCGGCUGAGAGCAUCGUCUGCUGCUCUGGAGGGGCAGGGAGCACAGAUGGAUGCUGAAUUGGCAGGGUUUAGGGCGGAGAGGGAGAAGCAGAGGAGGGAGGUGGAGCAGAUGCGAGCAGUAAGGGAGGUUCUGGAGCGGGAAAGGUGGCUGUUGGAUCAGAGGGGGGAGUCUGGGGUGGAGGAGAAGGUGGAGAAGGAGAAGGAGAAUGGGGAGGAGGAAAAGGGGAAAGGAGAGGAUGAGGGGGAAAGGAGGAGCGAGGAGAAGGGAGAUGGGGAAGGGGUUGGGUGGGAAGAAGGUGGGGAGGAGCAUGGGAUGGGGGUCCUGAGUUCUCCUGUUCGUGCUGCCGACGUGGGAACAGAUGGGGUGUCAGCAGUGAGCUUGCAGCAGCCACAUGCCACUCCAGUGCUCUUCUCGGCUUCUCGUGAACUGGGGAGAGGGAGGCAGGGUGGGAGAAUGAGCUUGCCUGCACGUCUGGAUGGAAGUGUGGUGUGUGCUGCUGGCGGUUUGGAGAGUGGGAGGGAGGGAGCGGUGGGGAGUGGUGAUGAAUGGUGGAGUGGGAGGAUGGAGAGGGAGAGGGAGAGGGAGAUGGAGAUGGAGAGGAAGGAGGGCGAGGUGAAGCAGCUGGUGAAGCAGAUUGAAGUUCUUCAGAAGGAGAACCGCCUGCUUCACGCCCAGCUGUGUGCAUCGGAGCAGUCGGUGCGCGGCUCACUCGCUGCCAUGAGCACUCCAGCUCCCACGCGGGCAAGGAGCAGACGAAGCACACAAGACGGGUCACCUGGAGCGACGGAUAUGAGCAUGAGCAUGGGCAUGGGCAUGGGCAUGGGCUCCAUUCUUGAAGCAGCAGGAUCGGCAUCAGAGUCGGGUAUUGGAGGCAGUGAAGCGGCUGCGGAUGGGGGAUGCUCGCCUGAUGCAGCAGGUGCAGCAGCAGGAGGGGCAGCAGUGGAACUGCUAAAGGCGAAAGCACUGAGGAGGCACCAGCAAGUGCUGCAAAAGGAUCACGAGAUUCGCCAGCUUCGCACGCAGCAAGACCUCCUCCUUCACGAGAAAGACAAAUUUCUGGUGGAGAUACAGCAGAUUCGGUCAGAGGCAGUGCUGCAGAGGAGCAUGGCGGACAAGUGCAUGCAGAAGAACCACACGCUCACGCAGGAGAAUGCUCACCUCAAGCAACAACUGGAGGGCGUGCAGCAGCAGUUGGAGAAGGCAGAGGGCGAGCUUGUGGGGCUGGUGGGGCAGCACAACCCGAAACAGCGCAUUCACACGUUUUCCAAGGUCAAGGUGGAGAACAGCACUCUGAGGGCGCAGAACGAGGAGAUGGCAGCAGCAGUGAAGCGCAUGGAGUUGCGAGUGAAGCGGCUGGAGGAGGAGGUGGGGCGGCACAGGAAGAAGGCGGGGCAGGCAGAGAGAAUUGAUUUUGAUGAGGAGGCGAGGCUGCAGCAGCGACUGGAGCAUGAGAGGAAGGGGGGGCAGGCGGAGAAGAUUGGCUAUGAUGAGGAGGCGAGGCUGCAGCAGCGACAGGAGGUGGGUGGGUGGGAGGUGGAGAGGGGCAGUGCUGACGUGGCACAGAAGCUGCUCACUGUCUGCCAAGCUGUCCUCCAGAUAACUGAGGGUGCAGCAGAUACAGAGAACGGCGGUGAGAGCAGCAGCAGCAGUGGUGGAAGCAGCAGUGUGGGAGAGGGGACGUUAGGUGCGGACCCAUCGGGUGCGGCCCUAGCGGCUCUGAACGCUCUCAAGUUCAGGAUCAAAGCUGCAGACGACGAGAUCAGCGACCUCAAGUUCCAGGCACGCAUGGCCGCAGAAAAGGCAGACCUAUGUGAGCUCCGAGAAAAGAACUCCAUCGGUCACACGGCACAAGUGCUCUCUCCUCCGCUUCCACCCCAGUUCUUGCCAACGCUCGACUCCAUUCCUGCAUUGGCGGAUGAAAAUGCACCUGCUACUGUUGAGGCACCCUGA
This is a messenger RNA of Closterium sp. NIES-65, 6984 nucleotides long. NCBI's taxonomy places the organism in Eukaryota, Viridiplantae, Streptophyta, Zygnematophyceae, Desmidiales, Closteriaceae. The record is from the annotation of a GenBank genome assembly.